Messenger RNA from Capsella rubella, 952 nucleotides. RefSeq lists its product as uncharacterized. Gene Ontology annotation, biological process: protein ubiquitination. NCBI's taxonomy places the organism in Eukaryota, Viridiplantae, Streptophyta, Magnoliopsida, Brassicales, Brassicaceae. Gene Ontology annotation, molecular function: zinc ion binding; ubiquitin-protein transferase activity. The transcript has 6 exons. Gene Ontology annotation, cellular component: membrane. The record is from RefSeq and is a predicted model, not a curated record. Bases 300 to 806 code for a protein of 168 amino acids.
UUGUUUCUUUCGAACUAAUCUCAAUCAACCAGUUUCAUUAUUUUAAAACCAUUUUGUUGGAUUUAAAGAUUAUAUAAUAAUUUUUUUACAUCUUCUCACCAAAGUUUUUUGAAUUUACGUAAUUGUUUUCUUCUUCUUCAUCUUCAUCAUCUAAAGUUUUUCAACUAGUUUUCUCCAAUAAGAAGGAUACGUGUUACGAAAACAAGUUAUCCUACGUGUCCCGUAAUCUUUUGUUUGCAGAAUUAGGAAAAAAGGAAAAAUAUUCGAUUCUCUUGUAAGAAAUCGUAAUCAAUGAGCCAAUGCCACGCUGUUUAUUAUUCUUCGAGUAUAAACCUGGGUAUACCACAACUUCAAAACCAUGUCGACUGAUCGAAGCAGCAACGGUCACAAUCAGAGAUGAUAUAGAUAUAAUAGCGAGGGGACAAAAUGGAAGAAGGAGAAGAAACAGAAGAUUAGUAGAGAGCAGAGCUGACUCAUCAUCAGAAUCAGAAUGCAACUCCUCUGGUGUUGUUGACAGAAGCGCCUCUUGUUGUCGAUUCUUCGCUCUCUUCUUUUCGGUGGUUUUGUUGAUAAAGCAUGCAUUUGAUGUGGUUUAUGGAACCGACGAGUAUCCUUUCACAAUUUUCACGGUAAUAACAUUGAAGGCCAUUGGCAUACUAUUGCCAAUGCUCGUUAUCAUCCGAACCAUCACAGCUAUUCAGAGAAGUCUCCGAUAUCAAAUUCUCGAAUCUGAAGAAGAUACAUUGAGCUCUGAAGAAGAAGAUAAUGGUUUGGAGGAGGAUGAGCAACAACAACAUUUGGCUUGAUUAUAUUUUUUCCUCUUUCUUUUUGUUUAAACCUUUAUUCCCCACAAAGAAAAUAGGAAUAUGUAACCAUUAGCAAAUGUAUAUUUUGUCAUAUAGAUUUUAAUUGAAAUAUCCAAACAUAAAUUAGAGGAAAAAACACUUCACCA